CCUUCUGUGUAUUCCUGGCCAGAUAAUAUAUUAGACCAUUAUCAGUUCUUAUCAUUUUAUAUUGACUAUCAGAUUUCUUGUCUGUGGCAACAAAUUAAGAACAGAUUAAAAGGACAAGAAGUAUAAAAAGGAGUUUGACUUCAGACACUCUACAGCAACAAGUGGCCAGAGAAUCCUGAGAAGUCUGGAUGAAGCAACAAGAAGGAAGUCAGAGAAGUGAACAUGGCUAAGGAGAGGCCUGGCAGACAGUUAGGAGACAGACAAUGAAAAUGUGCAUCAGGAAUACACCGCCAGGCAGACUGGGCACUCCUGUUGUCCUUAAAUUAGUGGCAGACACCUGUUGCUGACAUUUAAACCUGCAACAAGUCCAGCGGAAACCAAGCGUAGAUUGCUAAUAUCAGAUGUCAACAGAGGAAGAAGAAGAGUCACUGCUGCCGCGGCUCCCAGAGCUGUUCGAAACUAGCAAACAACUUCUGGAUGAAGUGGAAGAGACAGCCGAGCCCAGCACUUCCAAGAUAAUCCAAAAGAAGGUAUCCGAGGGGCUAACGCAACUCGAGAAGGCAGCCGAAAUGUUAUCGCAGCUCGACCUGUUCAGCCGAAACGAAGAUUUGGAAGAGAUUGCUUCCACAGACCUGAAGUACCUGCUGGUGCCAGCACUUCAAGGAGCGCUGGCCAUGAAACAAGUCAACCCCAAAAAGCGUCUAGAGCAUUUGCAGUGGGCUCGGGAACACUUCGUCAACUACUUAACUCAGUGCCAAUUCUAUCACGUGGCAGAGUUCGAGUUGCCCCAAACCAACAACAACCCGACUGAAAAUGACACCGCUAUUUCAUCCGUGGCCCAUCCUAGUCUCCUUGCUAUGGCCACUAAAAGACAGACUAAAAUAGAGAGAUACAAGCAGAAGAAGGAGGUGGAGCAGAGGUUGUCCGCAAUGAAAUCUGCCGUGGAAAGCGGCCAAGUAGAUGAUGAGAAUGUUCGUGAAUAUUACCUCCUCCACCUCCGAAGGUGGAUUGUUAUCAGCUUAGAAGAGAUUGAGAGCAUCGACCAGGAGAUGACGAUCCUGAGAGGAAGAGGCUCUUCAUCAGAGGCAUCGACUUCACACUCAUCUCUUCCGGACAGGCCUACAGGGAGACCCUUCAUUCUCGCUCGGAAUGUGACCCAAGCCAAAGUAUUUGGAGCUGGUUAUCCGAGUCUGGCAUCUAUGACGGUGAACGACUGGUAUGACCAGUAUGGGAAAUGUGGAACAUUACCAGAUCAGGGAAUACCCGAGACAACAUGCGAGGUCAAAAGAGUAACUCAGAGAAAGGAAGAUCAGAAACAAAAGGAGAAAGUGGAUGAUGAGCAAACACACGACCGAGCUCAGGAGUGGGAUGACUGGAAGGACACCCAUCCUAGGGGCUACGGCAACCGACAGAACAUGGGUUAGUCUUCCCACAACCAGACGGGACUAUGAGGGGCACAUUUUCCCCAUGAAGGAAAGCUGUGCUGUCUCCCUCUGCCUGGGUUCCUGCUUCAGCUCUGUACCAUGAAGGCAGUGAUGUUUAAUCUUGCUUUGUGUUCAAUAAAGUGUCAAGCAAUUAA
Molecule: messenger RNA, 1579 nt
Organism: Eptesicus fuscus (big brown bat)
Lineage: Eukaryota; Metazoa; Chordata; Mammalia; Chiroptera; Vespertilionidae
Product: immunoglobulin-binding protein 1-like
Exons: 4
Coding region: 402-1424 (340 amino acids)
Biological process (GO): regulation of dephosphorylation; regulation of signal transduction
Cellular component (GO): cytosol
Molecular function (GO): protein phosphatase 2A binding
Source: RefSeq, a predicted model, not a curated record